This is a messenger RNA of Cucurbitaria berberidis CBS 394.84, 945 nucleotides long. RefSeq lists its product as uncharacterized. The transcript is spliced from 3 exons. The coding region runs from base 1 to 945 and encodes 314 amino acids. The record is from RefSeq and is a predicted model, not a curated record. Lineage: Eukaryota; Fungi; Ascomycota; Dothideomycetes; Pleosporales; Cucurbitariaceae. Gene Ontology annotation, cellular component: mitochondrion. Gene Ontology annotation, biological process: mitochondrial fission.
AUGGCGAAAGACGACAAACGCGUAGAAGAGGUCAAUGGCGUACCGCAGGAGCGGCAGGGCACUCGACCUGACUUCUCAGUACUGCCGCCGAGGAAACAAUUGCCAAAAGAACUUCAAGAUACAUUGAACGAUGAGGAGAAGCUCUGGGAAGUCAUGUACGAGGGAAAAGCCGAAGAUACCACAGACACAUCGAUUCGAUAUGCCGCGUACGCAAGCCGAAUACGCACAAUCAUGCUCUCCGCCCACCGCUACGUCGCAUACACAUCCGACAUAGGCGAAUCCUUCCGUCCCAUCGCACAUCCAUACCUUGUCAAGGGCGCAUACGGAGUAUCGUGGCUAUACCUCAUCGGUGACGUUUCUAAUGAAGGAUACAAGGCAUACUGCCGAAACCAACGAACACUACAUCCCGAGCAGUACCUAGUCGAUGAAACAGAGAAGAAGGACGACAAGGACACGUCAGCUACUGGACGAAGUACUGGUAUUCUAAACAAAGUACAAGAGGUGGCUAAGAAUGUGACGAGUACGGAUGGUGUAAAGUAUGGGAGUGCGGGGGGCGCACUGACUGGAGGGCAGAUUGCGCCUGGGAAAGUACCUGCGAUUGAAGACUAUCGGUCUGUCAUGGCGCAACGAGCCAUUUUCCAAGCAGUCGCAUCCAUGGGCUUGCCCGCUUUCACAAUUCACAGCAUUGUCAGAUAUUCUGGACGGGCGUUGAAGGAUGCGAAGAACAGGACUUUACGGACGUGGGGUCCCAUUGGGCUCGGUCUCGCAGCCGUUCCUUUCUUGCCGUACAUGUUUGAUGAGCCGGUCGAGCAUGCAACGGAAUACAUCUUCUAUAACGCAUUCAAGAUGUUUGGUGGGGAAAAGGCCGUGGAGGGACGACCAGUUACAGGCGCGAAGGAAUUAAGGAGAGAAGAGAGUCAGUCGGGUCACCAGAAGGAGCUAUAA